GUUGAACGUCACUUCCGUUUUCAAAGCUGAAUCGUACUCUCGGUGAUAAGAUUCACUAUCAUCUGAUGAGACGUAGCAACAUAUCUAAAUAUUGGUUGCCAUAAUCUUGGAAGAUAUGGCAUUCAUGUUAUUAACGGUCGACAUUCAUAUGUACUUAAAAGCAGUGUAUUUACUUUUGUUUCUGGUGCUGCUUCUCAUAUUUUAUGGGCUGAUACUAGUAUGUUUCUAUACACUUGGAUUCAAGAAAAGAUACACUAAUGGCCGUGAUAAUCCUUUUGAGGAAGACUUUGAUACGGUAAAACACGAUGAUGUAGACAAUGAAAGAGGAAGUCAUAUAGAAGAAUGCACUGAAUCCCAACCAGCUGAUUAUCGACCGAGACCGACCCCCCACAAACAGUCAAUCUAUACAAUGUGUAAACACUUCUGCAACAAAAGAAAUUAUAACGAAAACAAUUUGCUCGAAAAAGUGCUGUUGAACCGUACACUAUCUAGCUAUCUCUUGUCACCGGCCAUUCAUUUCAAACGUGUGGUGCUUCCAGUUCAUCGUCAGGAGGGGAAACCACAAAACAGUACAAGAAAAGGAAUAGGGGACAGUGCAAGUGGUUGUAUUGACUCCAAGACAAAACCAAGAGAUUCAGCAGAGGUGCAUCAGAUAUGUAGUCACCAAUUAUCAAAUUCUACGAAUGGAGUAGGAGAAAAUCCAUAUCAUCAGCCACAUGGCACUAAAGGCAAGGAAAGAAACAAAGAAAAGGGCAAAGAAGAAAGACAGGCGACUAGUCAGAGCAGAAACACUGACACAGGGAUCAUCUAUGACAGUGAAAAUGAAAAUAUGGAUGAUAACACAAUCAGUCGCGAUCUUAACGCUCUCCACAUGCAAACCCAUUCCAACAAUACUGGAAAUAUAGCAAACGGUGAAAAGGUGUCCGGAAAUGAAUCUGACGCUAAGGAGUGUUCUACCGUUGCAGGAACCAACUAUACUAAAGAACAGGUCAUGAGCUAUGAUGUGGAUAAUGAACAAGAGAGAGGUAUUUUAACUUCCGUAAACCUCCAGUCUAGCAACAACGAUGGCGUACACAGUUGUUUACCAAACGACUUUGCAACAACAACACUUGCUUGGGAACAAAGCCAUGUACAAUAUUUACCCAACCAAGGCAAAGCAGAACCCAUUGAAGUACACGAAGAUGUUAUAGUAGCACGAAUUGGGAUACGUGCUCUGAAAGAUUAUCCAACAGAAACAUUGGCAGUUCAAGUCGCGAAUGGGAAAAUAUUACCACUGGCGCCGGAAGAAGACUUCAAAGAAGAGGAUGAUACCAGCGGGCAAAAACAGUUGGACGUUCCCAGUCGCAAAGACCAACCCCACGGACCUCUAGCUAAGCUGGACGUUUCUGGUCGCAUAGAUCAACCCCAAUGGCCGCAACAACGGUUAGACGUUCCAAGUCACAAGGAUCAACUCCCAGGUCCGCGCCCAUUGAUGAACGAUCCCGUACACUUAGAUCAACACCCUCGUCUGCAAACACGGUUUGACGAUCCCGGUAGCAAAGAUCGACCCCCAGGUCCUCGCGUACUGAUAGACGAUCCCGGUUUCAAAGAUCGACCCCGAGGUACUCGCCCACUGAUAGACGAUCCCUGUCACAAAGAUCAACCCCCAUUACGGCAACAACGGUUGAACAAUCCAAGUCACAAAAAUCGACCCCCAGGUCCGCGCCUACUGAUUGACGACCCCGAUCUCAAAGGUCGAUACCCUGGUCCGCUCCCACUGAUGGACGAUCCAGGUCACAAAGAUCAACCUCCAGGUCCGCGCCUACUGAUUAAUGAUCCCGGUCUCAUAGAUCAACCCCCAUGGCUGCUCACACGGUUGGACACACCAUGUCACAAAGAUCAAACCCCAGGUCCUCGCGUACUGAUGGACGAUCCCGGUCGCAAAGAUCAACCUUCAGGACCGCGCCAACUGAUGAACGAUCCCGGUUGCAAAAAUCUUCCCCCACGUUCACAGUGGCACGUCACAGGUCCUAACAAUCAACAUCCAGGGUCACUGUCACACCCUCACAGGUUUGGUUGUCAGGAUCAGUCUCAAGAUCUAGUUUCAUGGAAUCGCUUACCUGUUCGUCAGGAUCAAACUCCUGCGUCAUCCUUACAGAAUUGUGUAUCUAAUAAUCACGAGGGGAGACGGUUGCAGGGGCCCGUGCAUCAUAGGGAACGUAAUACACUAUCUCCACAUGAAGAAUCAUUAAUGGUUAAUGACCUACUUUUGGAACAACCGCCAAGCUUGCAAAGUCAUGGGGAUUAUCAUGAACCACUGGAUCGCAUGCCACUGGAUGGUGACCUGCUGAAUGGAAUUUUUCCUAGACUGCACGAAGAGAACCAGCAAGUGCCGGUGGAUAAUCGGUAUAUGGAAUACGGAAUAGUGCCUGAUCUUAUUACAGAGCCUAGUCCUUUUAUAAAUCUUAAUGACUAUGAAAGGCUUGAUCCUGCCCAUCUGAUACUGCAUCAGGAUCAUCAGGUUCUUCACCAGGGCAGACAGCAACGUCCUCACCAUGACGAGAGGAGACAAAGACAUCUGAACGAAGACUUUGAUGGUAGCACACAGAGGGGCCCCGUGAUCAGAGUCGGAAAUUUACGUGACUGUCGGACUGUUUAUGCUAGUCGCGUAUCUCAUGGUCUUCGAGAUGGAACCGUUGAUGAAAAUUAUUAUCUGGACGGGCAAAUGAUGUGCGUGGUUUGCAGAAAUAGGCCCGUAGGCGUCCAACUUCAUCCCUGUGGACACAUCGUCUACUGCCGGAUGUGUGUUCGGUCACAACCUUCCUGUCGGCAGUGUGGUGGGCUGGUGGAGGAUUACACAAACGCCUAACAGUGGCUUCGAUGCUUUUCUUAAAUGAACUAGACUGACUACUAGUCCCUACGUUUUUUUGCAGAGAAUUGUCCAGUCGUACUUUUUCUACCAGCUUAGCUCUCCCUUAUCUGAGACUUACUCAGGACCAAACAUCCAAAAAAA
Molecule: messenger RNA, 2992 nt
Organism: Mizuhopecten yessoensis (Yesso scallop)
Lineage: Eukaryota; Metazoa; Mollusca; Bivalvia; Pectinida; Pectinidae
Exons: 8
Coding region: 116-2848 (910 amino acids)
Source: RefSeq, a predicted model, not a curated record